Pseudonaja textilis is the source of this 1673-nucleotide messenger RNA. The record is from RefSeq and is a predicted model, not a curated record. Lineage: Eukaryota; Metazoa; Chordata; Lepidosauria; Squamata; Elapidae.
UUUUUUUUCCUUUUUUAUUUUUUUUUUUUUUUUUGAAAUAAAAAUUGAGUCACCUCGUAUUGCGAGAAGAUGGGGAGGAAAAAGAUCCAGAUCCAGAGGAUUACGGAUGAAAGGAACCGGCAGGUGACGUUUACCAAGCGGAAGUUUGGGCUGAUGAAGAAGGCCUACGAGCUGAGCGUCCUGUGCGACUGCGAGAUCGCCCUCAUCAUCUUCAACCACUCCAACAAGCUCUUCCAGUACGCCAGCACAGACAUGGACAAGGUGCUGCUGAAGUACACCGAGUACAACGAGCCCCACGAGAGCCGGACCAACGCGGACAUCAUCGAGACCUUGCGAAAGAAAGGGUUCAAUGGUUGCGAGAGUCCAGAGCCCGACGGGGAAGACUCCGUUGACCAGAGCCCUCUGACCGAGGACAAAUACCGCAAAGCCAGUGAGGACCUGGACAACUUCUUCAAGCGCUACGGCUCCUCCGUUCCUGCUCCCAACUUCGCCAUGCCGGUGACGGUGCCAGUGACCAACCAGAGCGCCCUGCCGUUCAGCAACCCCGGGGGCUCCCUGGUGACCCCAUCGCUGGUGACUUCCUCCUUGACCGACCCCCGGUUGCUGUCCCCGCAGCAGCCGGCCCUCCAGCGCAACACCGUCUCCCCGGCUCUNNUGCAGGGUCCCGGGAAGCGGGGGGCUCUGCUGGCGGGAGACAGCCCCGCGCCCCCCAACACCGCAAGCUCCUGGAACGGCGCUCUGUGCUCCCCUGCAGGCAACGGCUACGGCAGCGCCAGGGCCUCGCCGAACCUCCUCCCCGUCUCCAAUGGAAGCAGCCUAGGCAAGGCCGUCCCGGCGAAGUCGCCCCCGCCGCCUCCCCAGCACAGCAGCCCCAUGGUCAGCAACCUCCGCAAGCCGGACCUCCGGGUCAUCACCUCCCAGGGCGGGAAAGGCCUCAUGCAGCACCUGACGGACGAUCAGUUGGACCUGCAGAACACCCAAAGACUCCUGGUGUCUCAAGCCACACAUUCUUUGACCACGCCGGUCGUUUCAGUGGCCACGCCCAGCCUGCUGACCCAGGGGCUGCCCUUCUCAGCGAUGCCCACGGCAUACAACACAGACUACCAGCUGAGCAGUGCGGAGCUCUCCUCCCUCCCGGCGUUCAGCUCGCCCACCAACCUGUCUCUGGGCAGCCUCUCCGCCUGGCAGCCGCAGCCACAACAGCUGCAGCCGGCGCAGCAGAUCCCGGUCUCCCUCAGCAACCUCAUACAAGGAAGCCACCUGCCGCACGCCGCCACCGCCGCCUCCCUCUCGGCCGCCACCCUGACCGUCAACACCAGUCCCAGCAUCAGCAUCAAGUCGGAGCCCGUCUCGCCCAGCCGGGAGCGCAGCAGUGGCACCCCGCUCUCCUCCUCCUUCCCGCACCAGGCCCGCCACGAGCCCAGCGGACGCUCGCCCGUGGACAGUCUCAGCAGCAACGCCAGCUCCUACGAGGGGCCCCCCGAGCGGGAGGACCCCUCCCGGCCCGACUUCGGCUCCUCCCUCGGGCUCCUGAGACCCGGCGCCGAGGCCGAGGGGGAGAACGCCUCCACCAAACGCAUGCGCCUGGACGCCUGGGCCACGUAACUGCCCCCCACGUGGGCCCCCCCCUUUCCCGCAGGGGGCUCUCGGCUCCCCCACACACACAGCUGGGU